Molecule: messenger RNA, 2592 nt
Organism: Kalmanozyma brasiliensis GHG001
Lineage: Eukaryota; Fungi; Basidiomycota; Ustilaginomycetes; Ustilaginales
Product: protein of unknown function DUF1720
Exons: 1
Coding region: 1-2592 (863 amino acids)
Biological process (GO): clathrin-dependent endocytosis; vesicle budding from membrane; clathrin coat assembly
Cellular component (GO): clathrin-coated pit; clathrin-coated vesicle
Molecular function (GO): phosphatidylinositol-4,5-bisphosphate binding; clathrin heavy chain binding; SNARE binding
Source: RefSeq, a predicted model, not a curated record
AUGUCCAGCUACGAUAAGGUGGUCAAGGGCGCCACGAAGCCCAAGUCCGGUGGUAUCAAGCCCAAGUACAUUGACCCUAUCAUUGCAACCACGUUCGCUACCGACGGCUCGCUUCAAGAUGUUUGCAGGGCACUUGGGAACCGUCUCCGAGAGCCCAACGCAACAGUGGUUCUCAAAUCUCUGGUCAUCCUGCACACGAUGAUCCGAAACGGCGAGGUGGACAACGUGCUCAGGCAUCUGUCCUCCGACGUUGGCAACAUCCGCCUGCGCAACGUCGCCUCCGGCAGCUGGUCUGGCUACUCGGCGCCGCAAACGCUCUCCGUCUAUGCACAGUACCUCGACGAACGAGUGCGUGCGUACCGCGAUCUCAAACACGACGUCAUCCGCUCUUCCGACCGGUCGCGUGCGCACUCCAAUGGCGCGAGCAACAGCAACCGCUUGCGCAAGCUCUCCGUCGACAAGGGGCUACUCCGUGAAGUCUCUUCGACACAGAAGGUCGCCAGCGUGCUCAUGCAGUGCUCCUUCUUCCUCGAUGAUCUCAACGAUGACCUCGUCAUGGCUGCCUUCCGCAUGACGCUCAAAGACCUCCUUGCCAUCUACACUGCCAUCAACGAAGGUGUCAUCAACAUUCUCGAGCACUACUUUGAGAUGGCACGGUCCGAUGCAGAGCGAGCCUUGGAGCUCUACCGCCGCUUCUGCCGUCAGACCGAAAACGUCGUUGCCUUCCUCAACAGCGCCAAGAAGGCCUCUCACAGCCUUAACCUCGCCAUCCCUUCUCUCAAGCACGCCCCCGUUUCGCUCGCCGGCGCCCUCGAAGAGUACCUCAAGGAUCCCAACUUUGAGCAGAAUCGCCAGGAGUACAAGCAGAACAAGGCAGUCGCUGACGGGACACCCUCUGCCUCCACCGCGCGACCCACCUCCACCAUCUCGUCCGCCGUGCCCAAGAGCGAAUCCAAGAAGAGCAUCACUAUUCAGGAACCUGACAAGCCGGAUCGCAAGCCCAAGCCCCCGACUUCGAAUCAGGAUCUGCAGGACUUUUUUGCCAGCAUCGACAACGAUGGUGGGCAGAGCAUCUUUUCGAAUGUGCCGGCAGAGCAGAGCUUCUUCCUCCAGGCUCAGCCGACGGGCAUGAUGGGUAUGAAUGGAUUCGGUGGUAUGGGCAUGGGUGGGAUGCAGCCUCAGAUGACGGGUUACAACCCUUUCAUGGCGCAGCAGCAGACUGGUAUGCAGAUGCCGAUGCAGCAGCAGAUGACGGGGUUCGGAGGGAUGCAGCCGCAGAUGACGGGCUUCAUCCAGCCCCAGGCUACUGGGUUUAACCCUUUCCGUCCACAGGUGAUGCCGCAGCCGACUGGAUUCGGUGGGCCGUUCGGUGCUUUUGAUGGCCAACCGAACAUGUUUGGACAACAGCAACAGCAGCAGCAGCAGCCACAACAACAGCAAGUGCAGCAACAGCAACAGCAACAGCAACAAGCGCAGCAGAGCCAGCCAUUCCAAGCUCUGCAGCCCCAGCACACCGCAACGCCCUCUCAGCCGCAACUGCCACAGCCGAACUCGAACAACGCCUUCGGCUCCAACCAGUCGUCGGCACUCUCGUCGUUCAACUCGGCCUCCUCGACCCAACCCAAUGGCCAGCCCCAGCCGUCUGCAUCACCCGCCCCGACCAAGGCGCUGCUGCCCCAAAAGACGGGCUCGCGCAACCCCUUUGCCCCACCACCCGGGUCGACCCCACCCCCCGUCUCACCGCCCGCACCCAAGGGUCCGUCGCUCAACCAGCUCGCCAUGGGCGCUUUCCCCGGCGGAGGCAACUACAGUCUCGGCGCUCAUGCGUGGGAUGGGACCGAUCCUACUGGCAAAAACCCUCAGCAGGGGCAAAACAGUGGGUUGUUGGCACCCCAGAAGACGGGGUUGAUUGGAAGCAUCGCUUCGGAGUUCACUUUCUCAAACCAAACCCAAGGCCAGGCCAGCCAGAACAGUGCCUUCGGAGCCAGUACGCCCGGUUCUGUAUCGACCCCGACAGGUGGUACGGCUGGUGGGCAGAACGAUUUUGCGAGUCAGUUUGCGGGCAUGUCGUUCAACCAACCCGCGCAACAGGCGACGCAAGUGCAGCCCCAGCCGACAGGGUUUGCAGGUAGCGCAGUGCGACCUUUCAAACCGGAGUCGUCGUUCGGGUCGAGUCUGGCUAGCAACCCUCAGUUUGGUGGAGCGACGACGGCGAGCAGUCCCGGGUUGGCACCUCAGGCGACGGGCAACCCUUUCGCGCGCGUCGCUAGCCCCCCACUACAACAGCCGUCAUUCACAGGCAUGCCCUCGUUCAACUCCAACCCCCCAGGCGCGCCGUCCACCCCGGGGGCAAGUAACGGUUCCGCAUUGAGCGCGUUCAAUUCGGCCUUCCCGGGAACACCAGGUGCGGGAUCGAACGGGUUCAACUCCACCGCGUUGGGCGCACAACCCACCGGCUUUGCGACAGGGCAACAGCAGAUUCAUCCCCAACCAACCGGAUUCGGCGGAUCGAGUGUGAAGCCUUUUCAGCCGAGUUCGGAUUUUGGGAAGGGUAUUAGGGACCAGGGCCAACCAAACUUGCUUCAAUUCUGA